ACAGCGUUGCGUCAUAGAGUGUGUGUGGUGCCACUCGGCAUAGGCCUUUUUGAGACUGGGCUAUGCGCGUUCGGUGUGUGUGUGUGUAAGAGGGGAGGGCCAAUAGUUUGAAGAGGAGGAAAGCCCUUGCAGGCAAUGCGAUAAAGGGGCCGGGACUGUGCUACUGCUGGCUGGCCGGGAUAUAUAUACAGCCCCCACUCAAUUCGCCUUUUCAUCAGGUGGAUUCCCUGUUAUCUGGCCAGUGUGAGUCGAGGCAGCCAAGCGAGCGGUGCUAUACAUCCAGCACACACAAGACAAUCUCCCAGUUUCCAAUUGAAUUUCUUGUGAAUAAUCGACAAAAAGAAACAAGUCCCUGUGCUCUCUCUCUACUCUUUGUAUUGCAAAGGGUGCAGCAGCUAUAUAUCCACGGGUCUUUGCUCCCGUUGUUUUUCAUCUUUUUCUCGGCCGUGAGCACCAGAGCGAAACUCCCGAGAGUCGCUUUGCUGUGCCCAGUAACUCUUCUCCACCGCCCAGGUCGUCCAACCAAUCCUUUACGAAAAUUGGUCGUUUCAUGGAAUUUUGGGCGAGAAUGCGCAACGUAUUCGGCUGCGAUGAGCUCAACAAGAACCGCGACAUCUGGCGCAUGCUCAUGGCCGAAUUCGUCGGCCCGCUCUUUCUCGUCCUCAUCGGCUGCGCUUCCUGCGUCGAGGGAUGGAACGACCAGUACUCGCCGCACAUUGUCCAGGUCGCCCUCUCCUUCGGCGUCACCAUCGCAACAAUGGCCCAGGCCUUGGGACAUGUGAGCGGAGGCCAUUUCAACCCGGCCGUGACGGUGGCCUGUCUCGUGACCGGCAAAAUCUCCAUCGUCAAGUCCAUCUUCUACAUCGUUGCCCAGUGCCUGGGCGCCAUAUGUGGAGCUGCUCUUCUCCAGGCUCUGACGCCGAGCGAUUUCCACAAUACGUUGGGCGUGACGGAGAUCCACAAAGCCCUGACCCCGACGCAGGGCUUUGGCGUCGAGUUCUUCUCGACGUUCACGCUGGUCCUGGUCGUCUUUGGCGUCUGCGACGAGAACCGCAAAGACGUCAAAGGAUCGGCCCCGUUGGCCAUCGGCCUCUGCAUCGCCACCGCCAUUUUGGCCACCGGUAAUUACACUGGUGGUAGCUUGAAUCCAGCCCGCUCCCUAGGACCGGCAGUCAUCAGCAACAAGUGGGCUUAUCACUGGGUCUACUGGGCGGGACCGAUCGUCGGUGGCGUAGUGGCAGCACUCACCUACCAGAAGGCCUUCAAGGCCCGUUCGCCCGAAGAGGAAGUCGAGCUGGAAUCCUACCAGUACCGAGUCGCCAACUCGAAAGAGAGUGAGAUUAUCGCCGACCGAACGACCACCAUCUAAUAAGAAUUAAAGAUGGAAAAACAACCGUAUUAUCAUAUCAUCCCGAAUUCUUUUUUUUAUAAUUUUUCUGUCCUGUGUUGGCGGAUGAAUUUCGAACCAUUCUGUUGAAACUGAAUCAAAGCACAAUUUCCUGGCUAAAUCCGCAUUCAUUCACGAAUAAUAAUAUAACUUUCUUCGGUUA
Daphnia pulex (common water flea) is the source of this 1550-nucleotide messenger RNA. Its product is annotated as aquaporin AQPAe.a-like. Gene Ontology annotation, molecular function: water channel activity. The transcript is spliced from 5 exons. The coding region runs from base 551 to 1369 and encodes 272 amino acids. Lineage: Eukaryota; Metazoa; Arthropoda; Branchiopoda; Diplostraca; Daphniidae. Gene Ontology annotation, cellular component: plasma membrane. The record is from RefSeq and is a predicted model, not a curated record. Gene Ontology annotation, biological process: transmembrane transport.